This is a messenger RNA of Magallana angulata, 1374 nucleotides long. Its product is annotated as tetratricopeptide repeat protein 1-like. The transcript is spliced from 5 exons. Gene Ontology annotation, molecular function: protein binding. The record is from RefSeq and is a predicted model, not a curated record. NCBI's taxonomy places the organism in Eukaryota, Metazoa, Mollusca, Bivalvia, Ostreida, Ostreidae. Bases 170 to 934 code for a protein of 254 amino acids.
CGGGAAGGUGUGACAUGAAAUGACAAUGGAGCUGACGCAAGUCGGGAAAGUGAAAGAGGUGUUUAUUUAGAAAAAGUAUCAGAAAUGUGAUUUUUCUUUACUUAAAACUAAAGCAAUUAUGAGGAGGCAAUAAUUCAUCUGUAACACUAAAAUCGGUUGCUUAGUAAAGAUGGAAUCUCCAUCUGGAAAAGAGAAUUUGAAAUCAAGUGUCUCCGAUGAAAAAGAGGAUAAGUCUGAAAAUGAUCUACUAGCUUCAAACGAGGGACAUAAAAUAGCAAACAGUAAACAUUCGUCGGAUAGUGAAUACGAAUCGGCAGAAGAAGAUCAAAACAUCGUAGAUGACGAGGGAGAGGAGAUCGAAGAGAUCCUUACAGAGGAGGUCAAAAAGGAAAGAAGAAGCGAAGCACAAGUACAGAAGGAGGAAGGGAAUGAUUUCUUCAAGAAGCAAGAAUACGAAUUGGCCAUUAAGUCAUACAGCCGUGCCAUCAAGUUAUGUCCAAAAGAUUUUGUCAAGGACAGGGCCAUUCUAUUCUCUAACAGGGCAGCAUGUCGGAUGAAAAAGAGUGAGAAUGAGGAAGCCAUCUUAGACAGUAACAAAGCCUUGGAGCUUCACCCUCAGUAUCUGAAGGCGUUGCUGCGGCGGGCGGAGCUAUAUGAGAAGGUGGACAAACUGGAGGAGGCGCUAGCGGACUACCAGAAGGUGGUGGAGAUGGACCCCUCACAACACCCAGCCCGGGCAGCAUGUUUGAGAUUACCAGAGCAGAUAAAAGAGAAAAACGAAAAGAUGAAAGAAGAAAUGAUUGGAAAACUGAAGGAGUUGGGUAACAUGGUGCUAAAGCCCUUUGGACUCUCUACAGAAAACUUUCAGCUGAAUCAGGACCCCAACUCGGGGGGCUACAAUAUCAACUUCAAGCAGGGCCCCUCUUCUUCCUGAUGAAUAGAUAGAAUGAUCUUUGUACUGUUGAACAGAAAUCCUAGUGCCCCGAUCCUGAUUGGGGUCAAUUUCAUGAUCAUGAUCAUUUGUGAAGAAUGUUUUACUUUCACAGAAUUGACACUAAUUGUAUUUUCAUUUGAUUUUAAAGUUUGUCUUUUUUAUACUUGUUAAUUGAUCAGCAACAGAAUCUGAGAGACGUGUUGUUAUUAUGUACAUGUAUGUGUAUUUGGUGAUUGAGUGACUGCUGAAAAUUAAUUCCUUUACUAAUUCUAUACAAACUUGAGUCUGCAUUGUAGUGCGUGUGUUACAGAUGGUGUGAAAAUCGUGAUAAUGAUAGUGACAAAGCUGUUUGUGUAUCCAAUCACUGGAAUGUUUGUGUAAUCGAAUGUUGUUCUGUGACUGGUCUGUAAGUAUGUUGUGGAAUGUUUGUGUAAUCGUAU